UCCACGCUGUCUGCGAGGUCUUCCUAUACAUUUUUACUGCCCCUGCUGCUGUAGGACCUCUGGAAACUUGCGUCAGCCGCCACUGCUUUGCAGAACAAUGGGGAUACAACUUACAUGGAAGUAAAGUGUUUGUGGAUAUAUUCCGUGAAGGACGUCAUCCGGGUGCAUGUUUUACGAAAGAGAGCCGGGUUGACAUUAACGUCCAGUGUGCUGCUGCCAUCAAGUUGUCCGUGCGAAUGUUCACGCUGAACAAAGUGCAAGGUCCUCUCCGAGUUGAGAUAUGAACCGUGACUCUCUCUAAACUGUUGAACUUUUCAGCUAGCGUUCACUUUUGACUCAUUAGUUAGUUUUACUCUACUUUUUUUUGGCACCGAGAAUGGCUUGUCUUAUCCUGGGAGCUAUACGAAGAAGGGGGGCCAUCGGGGUCCGGUCCCUGUCCUCCAUCCCCUCAUUGCCCCCUGCCGUGGCAGAAUUUGUCAAGGGUGCGGCGGACGAGUGCAAGCCCAGCGGUAUCCAUGUGGUGACGGGGACGCCGGAGGAGACGGCCACCAUCUUGGCAGGCCUGGAAAAGGAAGGGAUGGUCAAGAGGCUUCCUAAAUAUGACAAUUGUUGGUUGGCGCGCACGGACCCGAAGGACGUGGCCCGAGUGGAGAGCAAGACGGUGAUCGUGACCAAGAACCAGAGGGACACCAUCCCGAUUCCUGCCGGAGGGGUGAAGAGCCAAUUGGGCAGCUGGAUGAGCGAGUCGGACUGGCAGAGGGCGAGAGAAGAGCGCUUCCCAGGAUGCAUGGCGGGUCGCACCAUGUAUGUCAUUCCUUUCAGUAUGGGUCCAGUGGGUUCCACUCUUGCCAAGUAUGGCGUCCAGGUGACGGACUCGCCGUAUGUUGUGGCCAGUAUGGGCAUCAUGACUCGUAUGGGCACACCUGUUCUCAAUAAGCUGGCAGAGGGAGAGGAGUUUGUCCGUUGUCAGCACUCUUUGGGACGACCUCUUCCCCUGAAAGCCCCUCUAGUCAACGCAUGGCCCUGCAAUCCGGAUAAAGUUCUGAUCUCCCACCUGCCCGACACCCGGCAGAUCCUGUCAUUCGGCAGCGGCUACGGGGGAAACUCCUUGCUGGGGAAGAAGUGCUUCGCCCUGCGCAUCGCCUCCCGCAUUGCCAAGGAUGAAGGCUGGCUGGCGGAGCACAUGCUGAUCCUGGGCAUCACCAACCCUCAGGGAGUGAAACGUUACGUAGCGGCGGCGUUCCCUAGCGCCUGCGGGAAAACCAACCUGGCCAUGAUGAAGCCAUCUCUGCCGGGCUGGAAGGUGGAGUGCGUGGGCGACGACAUCGCUUGGAUGAAAUUCGACAAUCAAGGGAAGCUUAGAGCCAUCAAUCCCGAGAACGGUUUCUUUGGCGUGGCUCCGGGAACCUCAGACAAGACCAACCCGUACGCCAUGAGCACUAUCGCCAAAAACACAGUGUUUACUAAUGUUGGGGAGACCAGUGAUGGAGGCGUGUGGUGGGAGGGUUUGGACCCCCCUGCUGCUGGCGUCACUUUGACGGACUGGCACGGAAAAGCCUGGAACAAAGGAAGCGGCACUCCUUGCGCCCACCCCAACUCACGCUUCUGUGCUCCGGCCGAUCAGUGCCCCAUCAUCGACCCACUCUGGGAGAGCGAACAGGGCGUUCCCAUCGACGCCAUCAUCUUCGGCGGUCGCAGGCCGCAAGGAGUUCCUUUGGUGUACGAGUCGUUCAGCUGGCAGCACGGCGUGUUUGUUGGCGCUGCAAUGAGGUCAGAGGCCACAGCAGCUGCUGAGCAUCAAGGCAAGGUGAUAAUGCACGACCCCUUCGCCAUGCGUCCAUUCUUCGGCUACAACUUUGGCGACUACCUCUCUCACUGGCUGAGCAUGGAGAGCCGAGAGGCCCCCACUCACCUGCCCAAGAUCUUCCACGUCAACUGGUUCCGGAAGGACCCCGCCAGCGGCGCCUUCCUCUGGCCGGGCUUCGGCGAGAACGCCCGCGUGCUGGAAUGGAUCUUCAAACGCUGCGGGCGCGCGCGGGACGAUGAGGCCGCCAAGAAGAGCACGAUCGGCUGGCUGCCGGUGGACGGCGCCAUCGACACCAAGGGCCUGGGCGGCGGCGUGGACAUGGGCGCCCUGUUCGACGUGCCCAAGCAUUUCUGGCAGAACGAGACCAAGGAGCUGAGGGCGUACUUCAGCCAGCAGGUGGGGGCGGACCUUCCAGACAAGGUGGAGGCGGAGCUUAAGGCUUUGGAGGACAGAGUGCACAACUAAUAGCCUGACAUGAUAUUCACCUGGUGCUAUCACAGCCACUGAGGGAACUCACGCACACACACACUCACACACACAAUAUUUAUUAAUAUUAAUACAUACUGUAAAAAUAUGUGUUAAUAUUAAUAGUUAUGUAAUAAUUAAUAGUUGUCAGGGACAAUGCGCAUUAUCAACGUUUUGAUAUUUCAGUGUUUUCAUAUUACAAUACACCUUUUUUUCGUUUUCGAACUACAGUACUGUAACUACAUUUUUACAAUAUCGAGCGGGCCAAUAAAAAAUGGCCAUCAUUUAAACUAAUAAUCACACACACCAAUGAAUUGAUUGAUUGAUUCAUGCGUGUGUACCUAGUGGGGAUUUGCCGAUCAAUAUCGUGCAGUUUUUGUAAAAAAAAGUAUGUGAAUGCCAUCGCAAAUCCCCUCUUUAGUCCCCUGAUUAAAUGUCUUCAUACACAGUGUGGAGCCGCUCCUCUAAGAUAAUAAUAAUCACCUUCAUGAUGGCAAAUGCAUUGCUUUUCUUAGUAUCUUAAAUUUCAUUACCAAGUACUAUUAUCACUGGUGGACAAGACUGAACAUGUUACACACAGAGGAAGCCAAUAAGGAACUAGUUUAAAUAGUGUGUUGAUAUUGUUAAACUGUCAAUAGCACUCACCAUAAAUACAUGGAAAAAUGGGCAGUUAAUACAUGUGAUUGCUAUCUGCCAAUCUGACUCGUAGAUGAUCGUUAUCGGAAUCGCCAGCAUAAAACCCUAAUCUGAAUAUCCGUAUAACUAACAACGUUAUUGUAGGAAUUUGUACCCAAAAAAAAGCACAGCGUUAUCCAAAGUGCGACUUGCGGGUUUUUAUUAUAUGAACAAAAUACUGUAAAAAAAUUAAGUAACUCACUUUGUCACCUAUAUAAUAUUUUUAAACUAAAUUAAAAAAUAUAAAAAUGGACGAUUGCGUUGCACUGGUUGGCUGACUAGAGCUGUGUGUUUGUGUGUGCGUGUAUGAAAACAGACUUACAGUAGUAGCUGUGGCUCUCACCAUUUCAGGGCCAUAUGGCUAAUAAUCAACAAUGCAAUUCCUACCUUGUGUACUUGAUUGUGUACUUGAUAGUGUACUUGAUAGUAUUUGCGACGUCUGUGCAGGAUGUUAGCGAAUGACAUUCAGAUGCUGCAGACCGCACCGACGAUGCUAACGUUUACACGCUGGAGCCAAAAGAGCAUCUAUUUUCUAUAGCUACCCUUUUAUCACGUAAUUAUUUUUAACGCCGACGUUUGGGUUCAAACAUGCGCCACCUUGCGUUAUUUGAUUUUUUUCCAUCUUUAAGUAAUUUCAGGUAAUAUUUCUGUGCAAAAAUGUGAAAUGUUGGACCAAUAACAAUUUUUUCAGUUUUUUUUUUUUUACAGUGCAAUGAAUGAAUAACUUGAAGUGCCUCUUUUUAGCUCAUUUUUUUCCUGAUCAUGCAAAAGAAAUGAGUCAUAUAAUAAAAAAAACAUUUUU
Entelurus aequoreus (snake pipefish) is the source of this 3749-nucleotide messenger RNA. RefSeq names its product phosphoenolpyruvate carboxykinase 2 (mitochondrial) (gene pck2). NCBI's taxonomy places the organism in Eukaryota, Metazoa, Chordata, Actinopteri, Syngnathiformes, Syngnathidae. Gene Ontology annotation, molecular function: GTP binding; phosphoenolpyruvate carboxykinase (GTP) activity; manganese ion binding. The coding region runs from base 377 to 2272 and encodes 631 amino acids. Gene Ontology annotation, cellular component: cytosol; mitochondrion. The transcript has 12 exons. The record is from RefSeq and is a predicted model, not a curated record. Gene Ontology annotation, biological process: cellular response to insulin stimulus; propionate catabolic process; cellular response to dexamethasone stimulus.